AUGGCAGAUUUCCCUGGGGUUAGGGAAUCAAUUGGACAAGACGCGUGGGAUGAGAUCAAGCAAUUACCUCUUGGAAUAGUUGCUAAACUAGUUGAAAGCAAAUUCGUUUGGUCUGCUAAGACUGUACACUAUCUAUUGUGUAAUCAGUUGAGAAUUAAACACAAAGAGCUUUGGUGUUUAGUUGGUGGCCAGCCUAUAAGGUUUGGUUUGAAUGAAUUCGCUCACCUCACGGGGUUAAACAUAGAUCCAACUCCAUCAGAGAAGUUUGAACCUUCAGUUGACUUCAAACAGUUCUUAACAGAAGAAUUGAAAGUUCACGGUGGGGAAGGUCCAACAUAUGAUGAGCUACUUAAAGGAUUAUUAGUGUGCCGGUCAUGGUCUGUUGAGAAGCGCAAGUGGUUGGGGCUAUUGAUUUUCCUAGCCAUUGGAGUCUACUGCGUGCAUCAUAACUCACGUAUACCAUUUGAAGCUGCAAAAAUAGUUUCUGAUGAUAAAGCCGUGAAGGCUUAUCCAUGGGGUCGGGUCGCAUUUGAGACUAUGGUUGAUAAUGUGAAGUGCUUGAAUCCUAGAGGUAGUUCCUACACCCUUGGUGGGCCGGUUUACGUGUUACAAGCUUGGGCAUAUGACUCUAUCAAAUGCUUAGGAGAGCGAUUCGGGAAUUUAGUCGAGAAUGAAGAGAUCCCGUUGUUUCGAUGGCCUGGGACCCGUACACGUUCAGCAUUAGAUGUGGCCAUUGCUGAAGAUAUCAAAAAGUAUAGUGAGCUGCGUGUGAGUUCAAUGGUGAUGAAGGGUGAUGUAAGUGAGCUUUUUCAUACGUGGCCAAAUCAGACAGAAGAAGACCCAGAACUUGUCAACUUGGUCAAUGACAUACAUGAAGAAAAGCUUGUUAAAGGUUUUUGGGAUGUGAAAGUGAUUGAGGACAAGAAGAAGAGUGGAAAAGUUAGAGCAGCGGUUGAGUCUGAAUCUCCCGCUGCUAAGAAGCAGAAAGUUGAAAAGGGUGGUGAUUCUGGUGCAGAAGAUGCACAGAAGAAGAAGAAGAAGAAGAAGAUAAACGAGGAGGUAAAGCCUCAUGAACAGAAGACUAAGAAGAAGAAGAGUGAGGAGGUAAAGGCUGAUAGUGAAGAGGACGAUGCUGGUGGAAAGGCGUCACUUAAAUUACUCGUGGGUAUGGUUUCAGAAAUGAAAUCAACUAUUGAGACCAUGAAAUCAAAGGUUGAGACCUUUGAUGAUAAGUUUACACGUGUUGAUGAAGAAUUCGUCAAGAUGAAAGGCCUAAUUUCCUUCGUUGCCAGAAGUGGAGGCCUAGCUAGUCUCAUGAGUGGAGGCAAAAACAUUCAGAAUGACGACACAUUACCACUCAAGAGCAUCUCCAAUAUAAGAAUCAGAGAUGCUUUUGGGAAAAAAAAAGAACAGACUCCUGUAAUUCAGAAGAAACCGUCAAGCCAAGACUACUCUGUUACUAGUCCCCCGCCAAAGAAGAGAGGUAGAAAGCCUAGAGCUGUUCAGCAGCUGAAACCAAGUGUCCCUUCUGAUCUGGUGGAAGAACUUGCUGAAGAUGUUGUAAAGAUUCCUCUUGUCAAAUUCAAACUCGCAAAGGUUGAGGUUGAGGACAAGAAAGGGGACAAGAAAGGGGACAGAAAAGGGGACAACAAGGGGGUUAAGAAAGGGGACAACAAAGUUUCUGACAGUGAAAUAGAGGAUAUCACUGACAAUAAUCCUUUCCAGAACUUCAACGUAUUACCUGAAUCUGAUGUUGAUGAAGAAGAAAGGAUUAGGAAUGAAAGGAUUAAAGACUUAAGGUUAGCAAAUGUGAAGUUUGCUAAAGAUGGGAGUGCAUUAGAGCCACAGACAAAACCUCAUGUUUUCCCUAUUAUUGGAGAGAACGGGCUGACAUGUAUGAGGAAGAACUGUGUACCUUCUCUUGCAAUAUAUGAUCCUUUCGCCCCUGUUGAUCCGGCCAGAUUGGAGAGAUUAUUGGAACACUUAAGUCCACACAAGUAA
Capsella rubella is the source of this 2001-nucleotide messenger RNA. RefSeq lists its product as uncharacterized. NCBI's taxonomy places the organism in Eukaryota, Viridiplantae, Streptophyta, Magnoliopsida, Brassicales, Brassicaceae. The record is from RefSeq and is a predicted model, not a curated record. The transcript is spliced from 4 exons. The coding region runs from base 1 to 2001 and encodes 666 amino acids.